AUGCUAAGUCUGCGGGAGCAGCCUUUGCGGCAGGACGAUAAGAAGAAGCAGUUUGCCUACGACUCCGAGGGCAACGUCAUUGUUCAGCCUCCACAAGUGCAUCGCUUGCCAAAUCCCAUUCCCGCGAUGGCCUUCGUUUUGAAGGAAGAUGCGUCCCAGGAGCUGCGGGUGCCUGCCGAGAAGAGGGCACCACGCGCUCGUGACAAACUCACAAAGGGCAAAAGGAGAGAUUCCGACUUCAAAGAUGGAGUCAAGAAGUUCGCAUCACAGCAGCCAUCAAUGAUGGAGGCCAUGAUGAUGUCGCCGGGAGUGGAGUUGGAAGAAAGGAACAGGACCAAGCGCGGAGAGAAGGCAAAAGUCGACCCGGGAACAAUGUCUCGGAAAGAAUAUGAGGAAAUCGCCCGAGGAGGAAUGCCACCCAAUAAGACAGGUAGCAAGGCUGUGAACACCCCACCUUUGCCGGCGCCAGCUGUUCACAAGUCUCUUUCGGGUCGUUUGGGCUCCGCGGCUCCUGGAUCAGAACAGGGGCCGCAGGAAAGUCCUGAUCCCGCGAAGAAUGUGCGAGCUGAAGUUGGGUCUGAUUCGGUGAAGGCACCAGUGCCCCCGAAAGCACCACGACCGCUUCAGCCUUCGCCUCCAUCAGCAAGAAACCGAGUCGAGUCAAGGCGAGAUGCUUUGGGAUUUUCCUUGGCUGCCCGCGAGCGGAUCCGUGUGAAUGCUGGCUCGCGCUUCCCCGACUGCGCGCCGCAGCCACCAUUGGGUGCAACCAUGGGGCAUGGGCUGUUCCCGCACUCGAGCAAAGAUCAGGAAUUCUACUUUCCCGGUGCAACAAGCGCUCUGGAGUCGGACCUGAUGGACAUGCCUCCUCCAAAAGAGCAACUCCAGGAUCAGAUUGUCAGCAAGCCGGCCCCUGAGCAUUUGCGUUGGACCUUCCUGAGCGGUUCAGCAGUUUGCAGCACCCUGUCAGCAACGGAUGCUGCCAUUUGCUCAGAGGGGGACAUGGGCCAGGAUGGAGGUGAUGGCCCAAUUGAGGAGCUGGCCGAACUCCAGAUCAAGGAAGAGGCCAGAUUGGAGAAGCUCUUUGCGGAGCAGAGAGAGGAGCGUGGAUUGGAUGACGACGUCACCUUGCAAACUUUCUUCAAGUUGUUCGACAUGUGGAUCCAGCUCUACCGGUUGAACAAAUGCAUGGAGGUGCUUCCAGAAAUUGUUCCCAUAUGCCGCAGCAGAGGAGGCGAUUUUCAUGUGAAAGGCGUCCAGGCUUUGGCUUUUACCUUGUGGAAGAAGUCCCAGUUCAAUGACGCAGUCAAGCUGUUUCAUGAGAUCGAGGAUCUCAUCGGCUGCAGCGCAGCUUUGUGCGAAAACAUGGGCCACACCUACAGUUCCAUGGGCAACUUUGACAAGGCAUCAGAAUACUUCAAGCGGGCCUUGCUGUGCUUGGACAAGGAGGAGGAGAUGGGGAAGAAAACUGGAGACCGUGCAGGCAUCCUGCUCGGCUUGGGAUUGAUCGAGGAUCGCCUGGGGCGAUUUGAGCAGGCCCUUGCAUCCGUGCGACAGUCUCAGGACCUUUUUCGGCAGCGCGCGAACGGCAAGCCGUCCUCACUGGUGGCCAAAGCUGGGAUGUCCAUCGCAAAAAUCCUACUCAAGUUGGCCCUACAGGAGCCCGACGACAUGAAAAGGCAAGAAAUGGAGGAUGAGGCCAUCAUCCGGGAAGAGGAGAAUGUGGCUUUGUUCGAGGUCACUUGCGGUGAUGACAGCCCGCUCACUGCAUCCGCUUUACGCGGUUUGGGAGAAGCGCAGCAACGCAGGGGGCGAAUUCCGGAAGCCAUAGCGAGUUUUGCGCGCUCCUACCAGAUUGAGGCUCAGAAGGAUGCCUUUGACUUGCUCGGGAUCAUGGAGGUCCACAACCACCUCUUCGGAGCUCACAUGGAUCUCGUGAAACUCGGGCAGCCCCUGGAUCGAAAGAGCUUCCGCGCCUACUUGCCCACCGUUGACCUGGCUCUUGCCAGGGUUCGCAACAUGAAGCAAGAUGCAAAUGCUGGUGCUUACUACAAGGCCCGGCUGGAUCCGCAGAUCUGUGCCCAUGGCUCGGACUUCCAGGACUUGUCCGGCAUGUUAGCGUUGGACGGGCGGCAGAGGAAAACGUCCUGUGGUGCGCGCUUAAUGUUUCAGUCUCAGUCCGAAUCUUGCACUGUCUAUGAAACUCUUUAUCAGGAUGACUCCGGCGAAUUUGAUUUCGGCGAGUGGCCUGACAAAAUGCCGUUGGAUCUGGCCAUGCUAGCGCGGACAUGGAAAUCUCAGAAUGCUGCUGCCAGGUAUGAUGCUCCCAUGGGAGUUUCCGUAAUGGAGGCGCGUUGCGCAUGGGUCUGGGUGGUUGCAGGUGGGACACAGACCCAUGAGUGCGUCCAGGCGCAAGAAGAGGAGAAAGCAGAACUGGCACCACCAGAGGCUGAAGUCUUCAUGACCCGAGAAACUGGACGAUACGACUGCCAGAACUGUGGCUAUGAGUACAACCCGCUGUUCGGCGAAGGAAACUUCGCUCCAGGAACAAAGUUCGAGGACUUGCCCGACAGCUGGCGAUGUCCACAGUGCCAAGUGUCCAAAGAUGAGUUUCAAGCCGUGAUAGAGGAGGUGGCCGGGUUCGCAGAGAACCAGGAUUAUGGUGUUGGCUUCAAUACUUGGACGUCUGGCCAGAAGGGCGUCAUCAUCUGGGGCUUGCUCGGCGCCGGGGCCUUUCUCUUGCUGAGCGCCUACUCAUGGGAGUGA
This is a messenger RNA of Symbiodinium natans, 2763 nucleotides long. The record is from the annotation of a GenBank genome assembly. NCBI's taxonomy places the organism in Eukaryota, Dinophyceae, Suessiales, Symbiodiniaceae.